AUGGAUUAUUCAAAUGCCGAAAAGCCAGACGGCGUGACCGCCGCUGUCAAGAUCCCUCAUCUCAGCCCCGAUCCGCUGACCGGCCCCAUUCCGGCCGCGGCCGCCCCUCUUCGGCCCGUGGCUGCAGCAGAUGAUGAGGUGAUGGAGAUGCCAACAUGGAAGAAAUGGGUGACACUUGCGGUUGUUUGUUGGAUGGCCUUGCCCGUCACCUUCUCCGGCAGCUCCAUCUUGACAGCGACGUCCGAGGUUGCUGCUGACUUCAAUGUCUCAACGCAUGCCAUCACCACAGCGAACGCUGGCGUGUUCAUCGCCAUGGCUAUGUCUGCCUUGAUAUGGCUGCCUACUAGUAACAUUCUUGGCCGCAGAACAACAUACCUCGUUGCCAACUGCCUCUUGACCCUGUGUUCAAUAGGUUCGGCACUCUCCAGUAGCUUUGCCUGCUUCACGGCUAUUUGGGUCAUAGGAGGAACAACGGGCCCUUUCUUUCUAGUUGCCGGACAAACCAUCUUGGCAGAUAUAUUUGAGCCUACAACUCGCGGAACUGCUGUGGGUUGUUUCUUGGGAAGUUGCGUGGCGGCAAACGCAAUUGCGCCAUUGACGGGAGCUGUCAUCGUGACCUUCACCAGUUGGCGAGUCAUUUACGGGGUCCAAGCUGGCAUGACAUUCGUCGGUCUCAUCAUGGCCUUCUUCUUCGUGCCAAAAGCGAGCCAACUGGCGCAUCUGAAGAUCGCCGUCGCAGAAAGAGCUCCUAUCCGAUCUAUGGGUGACUUGGCUCACGCAUUCAACCCUAUGGGUGUUCUUCGUCAAUUCAAAUAUCCUAACAUCGUUGCAGCUAACUUUGCCUGCGGACUCCUGGGAUUCAACCAGUACGGUCUUCUGAGUUCUAUCCGACGAGUCAUCAACCCUCGUUUCGGUCUCACCACCCCUCUUAUCAGUGGUCUCUUCUAUCUCGCCCCCGGAGCAGGUUUCCUAAUGGGAAGCACGAUCGGGGGCAGAGUCUCUGACCACACUGUGAAGCGAUACAUCCGAAAGCGCAAUGGUCUUCGCCUGCCUCAGGACAGGCUCAAGAGCAGCUUGCCGGCGAUCUUCGUCGUAUUGCCUGCCGGCACCUUGAUUUAUGGAUGGAGCGUACAGAAGGAAGUAGGUGGAAUAGCUUUGCCUGUCAUCAGUUGCUUCUUUGAGGGCCUCGGUCUCAUGUGGUCCUUCAGUGGUUUGAACACAUAUUCCGCCGAGGCAAUGCCCGAGCGUAGAACAGCUGUCAUCAGCAGCAAAUACAUUGUCCAGUACAGUUUCGGAGCUGGCAGCGUUGGCGGCCUAGUGCCGAUGAUCGACGCCAUUGGAGUCGGCUGGUCUUUUACGAUUACCGCAUUCUCCGCUCUUCUAGCCGGCGUUCUGGUCUUGGGUAUCUCCAAGUUUGCAUCAAGGGCUCAAAAUUGGGCAGAAAAGAGCAACAGCGAUGAUUCAGAUUAA
Colletotrichum godetiae is the source of this 1470-nucleotide messenger RNA. RefSeq names its product major facilitator superfamily transporter. NCBI's taxonomy places the organism in Eukaryota, Fungi, Ascomycota, Sordariomycetes, Glomerellales, Glomerellaceae. Bases 1 to 1470 code for a protein of 489 amino acids. Gene Ontology annotation, biological process: transmembrane transport. The transcript has 6 exons. Gene Ontology annotation, cellular component: plasma membrane. Gene Ontology annotation, molecular function: transmembrane transporter activity. The record is from RefSeq and is a predicted model, not a curated record.